This is a messenger RNA of Pocillopora meandrina, 3795 nucleotides long. NCBI's taxonomy places the organism in Eukaryota, Metazoa, Cnidaria, Anthozoa, Scleractinia, Pocilloporidae. The record is from the annotation of a GenBank genome assembly.
AUGAGCUCAGAGGCUGACAUUGCUCGAGUGAAAUACUUUAGAAAUACAGUGUAUGGCCAUGCUGAGAAGGCCUCUGUGGAUGAUGCUACAUUCAAAUUGUAUUGGCAGGACAGCAAAGAUGCUUAUGUGAGACUUGGAGGGCCUGCAUAUGGAGUAGCAAUUGAUGAUCUUAAAAAUGAGUGCAUGGACCCUGUAUUUGAAGAACACUACAGACAACUUUUAAAGGAAUGGAAAAGAGAUAAUGAUAACAUGAAAGACAAACUGGAUGAUAUUGAUCGGAAACUUGAAGAACUGAUGAAAGCUUCAACAAGCACACCACUGCCAAAAGGUAGAUUUUAAAUUUACUAAUUAAGAGUGGUGUGGGGGAGGGAGAGGGAGAGGGAGAGGGGAGAAAAUUAGAAUAGAGAAGUUUUGUGUUCAAAACACGUAGUUUUGUGUUCUACAGAUAAUUUCCAUGUUUUAGAUCACACCUCCACCAGCUUUCAGCUUAAGAUAAAAGAGGCUAUUCAUGUUCAAAGAGAACAACCAUCUUUGAAUCAGCAAUAACACCAUGUAAAUCUAAAACUAUGUUUUUAAUUCUCACACUUUCAUGCUUUACCUCUUUUCUUGUUGUCACUAUUCAUCUUAAUUAGCAUUCUGAUCUACUUACUUUAUAAUUCAACUUUCAACGCUUUGUACAGUAAUUAACUGAAGAUGACAGACGUUUCUGUUGAAACAUGUCUUACAAACUCAAAAGUGUUGUCGCUUUCUUUAAAUUUUUAUUCAAUACCAUUAUGAAAGCAAAAUUGAUCCCCUAUUUACCUAAUUUACUUUAAUUUAAUUUCAGAUGUUGAGGAGCCAACUGAACUUAUAGAAUGGAUUCGCCAACUUUACCAGACAUGUGAAGGACGACUUUCACCAUUUCCUUGGUGUGAGGAGUUCAACUUUGACCUUAGUGUAAUAUUUACAAAGCCAACCAUUGUCAGGCUUGACAAAACUAGACGAACAGCUGCAGAACAGGUAACCAGCAUCACUGGCGUCUUUAAACCUCACAGUGGAAUCUCCAAGCCCAGAACUGUCCUGAUUGAGGGAGAACCUGGAAUGGGCAAGACAACCUACUGUCAAAAGGUAGUGUAUGACUGGGCCAAUGGUCAAGAAACUGACCCCUCUUUCUCAGAAAUCAAAUUGGUUCUCCUGCUCAAAUGUCAUGACCUGUCAGGAGACAUCUGGGAAGCAAUUGAUGAUCAGCUACUUCCUCGAAACAUUGAUGAAAAGGCAAAAGAGAACUUCUUCAAAUACAUCAAUGCCAAUCAGUCACAAGUACUACUGAUACUUGAUGGAUUGGAUGAAGCACCAUCUAAUUAUAAAAAGAUAUUUUCUGAUCUUGUUGAGAGCAGGGAACUUCCAAAGUGUCACAUCAUUCUUACAUCCAGGCAAGAGGGUAGUGUCACGAUAAGCAAGUUUUGUGACACCUUGUUUCAAAUAGAAGGAUUUACUUCAAAGAAUUCUCACAAUUACAUCAUGCAUUACUUCAAAGACUUGGAGGCACAGGGACAAAACCUUUUGAAGGACAUAGAACAAAAUAUUGAACUUGGAGAACUGAUUGUCAAUCCCCUAUUCACAGCAAUGCUUUGCCUUGUUUAUGAAGAUUUAGAAGGUGGUCUGCCUCUAAGCAGGAUUCAGUUGUAUCUUGAAAUCACAGAAUGUAUUCUUAAGAGAUUUUGCCAAAAACAAGGAUUGUCUCACAAUAAUGACAACCUAACUGAAGUUUUCAAGGAAGAGCUGGAACAGUUGGGAAGUAUAGCCUUGAAGGCCUUGAGGAAAGAUAAAAUGCAUAUUGAAGACUGUGAAUUUCCAGGCACAACAGGAAAAUCACCUCUAUUUGAAUUUUUGUCAGUUCAGUCUAACAGUAGCAAAAGAAGAUCCCAUACAUGCUACCGAUUUUCACCCAAGAGUUUUCAAGAAUUCUUUGCAGGUCUUUAUCUCUCUGACCAAAUUUUGAAAGGGGAAACAGACUUUGAGACUCUGCUUGCAAAUGAAAGACAAAACUUAAAGUCUCUUGAACCAGUCCUUUUGUUCACUGUGGGUGUUAUCUGCCAUAGAAGUGAAAAUGGAGCCUUGUCUCUUUUAUGUAUCAUUAUCAAGAAUGCCAAUUUUUUCAAAAACCAUGUGCUUCAAAAUUUUUAUUUGUACUUUGCUUUAAAGUGCAUUGGUGAAUGCUCCACAGAAGAUUCAGGACUUCGAUCCCAGAUGAUAAAUUUGCUAGGAACAAACCUAGAGCUUCAAGAGUUGGUAAUAACUGAUGGCAGUUUUCUUACGAAGUUGUUUGUUGAGGCACUUCAAGUUAACAACACACUUAAACUUUUAUCCAUCAUGGUUUCAUUUUUGGGAGAUCAGUUUAUUGUGUCAUUGGCAAAUAUGCUUAGAGUCAAUAAAACUUUAACUUUAGUUCACUUUAUGACAAAUGGUAUUGUCAUUGCACAUGGUGUGCAGCAACUGGCUGAUUCUCUAAUGGAUAGCAAAACACUAAAUGACUUAAUGUUAAGCGGAAAUGCAUGGGGCAACGAUACAGUCAGGAUCUUGGCAGGUUAUUUGAAGAGGAGUGUAAGCUUGAGUUCUUUUCAUCUAAUUUUUAGUGACAUUGGUGAUGCAGGAGCCACAGCACUUACAGAGGUUUUAAGGACCAACACCACUUUAAACUGUUUGGGCCUUUGUAGAAACCCAGGCAUUGGUAAUCCCGGUGUUAUAUCACUAUGUGAGGCUCUGAAAGUCAACACAACUCUUAGUUCAUUAAAUUUGUCUGGAACUGGUAUUAGUGAUGCUGGUGUUCUUUCUCUUGUGGAAGUUCUCAAAACCAAUGCCAGCAGCCUAACCUCAUUGUUACUAUCAGAUAUCAAAAUAAGUCAUCAAAGUUUAAAGUCUAUCGCAGAAGUCUUGAGAGUCAACUCUACUUUGAAAGACCUUAAAUUCGAAGGAAAUAAGGUUGGUGUUGGUGGAACAAAGUUGAUUGCUGAAAGCCUUAAAGUUAAUACAACCCUGACACUUCUAAGUCUCUCAAGGAACAACAUCAAAGCUAAAUGUGGCCGUUUAUUUUCUGAUUCCCUCAAAGUUAAUGGGACACUGGAAUCUCUGACUUUGGCAGAGAAUGCCCUUGGUUCUCGUGGUGCCCGACUUCUAUCAGAAGGGCUCAGAGUGAAUACCUCACUUAGACAUCUGGACCUGUCUGGGAAUUCCAUUGGCAAUGAAGGUGCAGAGUCAAUUGCAGAGACCAUCAGAGUUAAUGCUUCACUGACCAGCUUGAAGCUAAAAGAGAACAAUAUUGGUGAUCCUGGAGCCAACAAAGUCUCUGAAGCUCUUAAAGAUAAUGUCUCUUUGGAGAAACUGGAUUUGUCAGGUAAUGCCAUUGGUACUGCUGGAGCUGAGUCAAUUGCUGAGGCCCUUAAAAGUAAUGUUACUCUGACUUUUUUACAGCUUGCUCAUAAUGUCAUUGGUGAUAAUGGAGCCCAAUCACUUUGUGAGGCUCUUAAGAAAAAUGCCACCUUGACCACCCUGGAUGUUUGUAACAACGAUAUCCAUUCAGCUGGUGCUCAAGCAUUUGAUGAGCUCCAAGGACAUAAUAACACCUUAAAGGUAGUAACUUUGAUCUUGAACAAUAUUGGUGACCUAGGUGAUCAUGAGGAUCAAGAAUUUAAUGAAGUCCCCAUAGGAAGCUUUUCUUCUUUUCCUUUUUCAUCUGAUUUUUCACUGCGCUGUACUGAUCAAGGAAGCUUUGAUGUAGUUGUUUCUAAAGAGACUUUGAUGCUACCUCAACAGUGA